GAGUUCUAUUUCUUUGUUGACGAGGCAACAAAGCUCAUUUUGAAGUCUACAACAACAAACAAAGCAGGAGGGAAAUACAAGGGAACCAUAGUUUCUCUCUGGGAUCUUCUCUACUCCAAAUACAUCACUGAAGAAAAGAGGCGGGAGCUUGUCCAACAGUACAAGGCUGGAUCAAUCACAAUUGAACGCUUCAUGGAAAUACUCAUUACGACCAUUCAGCAGCAGACCACCACCACCACCACCACUACAACAACCAUCACCACAACAACCACAAGUGCCGAUCAGGAUAAAACCGUCAAAGGAAUCAGAAAGGACGUCUCUGUUUCUGAACUACUCAAAUCAAAAAUCAUUGAUGAAACCCUCUACAAGGACCUCAGUGCUGGAAAAGUCACGGUGGCUGAAGUAAGUCAAAUGGACUCAGUGCGUAAAUACCUCGAGGGCACCAACAGCAUUGCAGGAGUUUACCUUCAGGCCACCAAGGAGACACUGAGUAUCUACGAAGCCAAAAAACGGAAUUUGCUGCCUCCUGGUACCUCCCUGAUUCUGCUGGAAGCCCAGGCUGCCACUGGCUUUGUGAUUGACCCAGUAAAGAACAAGAAACUUUCUGUAGCAGAAGCUGCAGCUCAAGGACUAGUUGGCAACGAGUGGAAGGACAAACUGCUUUCAGCAGAACGAGCAGUUACAGGAUACAAAGAUCCCUACACCGGAAACACAAUCUCUCUGUUCCAGGCCUUGAAGAAAGAUCUCAUUGUAAAGGAUCACGGUAUCCGUCUUCUUGAAGCCCAAAUUGCAACAGGAGGCAUCAUUGAUCCAAUCUACAGCCACAGAGUGCCAGUAAAGGUGGCAUAUGAAAGAGGCUACUUUGAUGAAGAAAUGAACCAGAUUUUGUCUGAUCCAGAUGAUGACACCAAGGGCUUCUUUGACCCAAACACUAAGGAGAACCUCACCUACCUUCAGCUGAUUGAGAGGUGCAUCACAGAUCCCAUAACAGGACUCAGUUUAUUCCCACUGCACAAAAUAAGUUCAGGCAAUGCAAGUAACAAGUAAACAAGUAACAAUGGUAACUAGCAUUGUUUCCUUUUUCCUGCAGCGAGUUUCAUCCGGUCCCUCCAGGCAGGUAAAAAUUGCUCUAAGGAGGAACACUGUUGGCUUGUGCUGCCAUGUGUUAGCUUGGAGGCAGAAACUUUAAAUCAGGAACGAGGUGUCGCAGCGAGCUAAGCUUGGGUCAUUAACAGACAGAGCGCUAAAAUAAAUGAUGCCACGUUCGCACAGAGCCUGCGAGGCUUCAGAUUCAGACUUAGUUCAUUCAUUGUUUGCAUCUUGGGCUGAAACUCUGUUUUAUGGUAAAUACUGAAUUUUUUGGGGGAAUGUUAAGAAAAUAACUGUUAAGACAACAAUAAAAAAAGAUUUACAGAA
This is a messenger RNA of Nematolebias whitei (Rio pearlfish), 1416 nucleotides long. Its product is annotated as plectin. The record is from RefSeq and is a predicted model, not a curated record. NCBI's taxonomy places the organism in Eukaryota, Metazoa, Chordata, Actinopteri, Cyprinodontiformes, Rivulidae. Gene Ontology annotation, molecular function: structural molecule activity; keratin filament binding. Gene Ontology annotation, biological process: intermediate filament bundle assembly; wound healing. Gene Ontology annotation, cellular component: membrane; cytoskeleton; cell junction.